Molecule: messenger RNA, 552 nt
Organism: Ilex paraguariensis (yerba mate)
Lineage: Eukaryota; Viridiplantae; Streptophyta; Magnoliopsida; Aquifoliales; Aquifoliaceae
Source: the annotation of a GenBank genome assembly
AUGGCUAUUCCAAUAGCUAGAGAGAGGAACAACGAGAGUGAGGCUUAUAGCGCUAGGGUAGCUGGCGGCGCCGAUAGUGAGGAAAGAAAAGACGACACUUCAUUCGAUGAGGGUGAUCCAAGCCUCCGCGAAAGUUGGAUGGGCGUAGGCAUCGCUGAUGGGGUCGUCGUCUUGGGUUUAGGCGAUGCCAGACGAUGCCUUGGUAAAGCACCAGGCCAAGCUAGAUGGGUCCCUUGGCGGCGAGAGAGGAACAACGAGAGUGAGGCUUAUAGCGCUAGGGUAGCUGGCGGCGCCGAUAGUGAGGAAAGAAAAGACGACACUUCAUUCGAUGAGGGUGAUCCAAGCCUCCGCGAAAGUUGGAUGGGCGUAGGCAUCGCUGAUGGGGUCGCGAUGCCAGACGAUGCCUUGGUAAAGCACCAGGCCAAGCUAGAUGGGUCCCUUGGCGGCGGUGAACUAGGCAGAGGCUUUGACAGCGAUCUCGCUAAGAGAAGAGAAGAGGUGGAGGCAAUGUCGAUGCCGUUCUUUGGGGAUUGGGAGGUGCCAGCGGGCUAG